Messenger RNA from Pocillopora verrucosa, 909 nucleotides. Lineage: Eukaryota; Metazoa; Cnidaria; Anthozoa; Scleractinia; Pocilloporidae. The record is from RefSeq and is a predicted model, not a curated record.
CCUCGUUUCUAAGCUUCAUUAAAGCAAAUUUUAACAAACUUAGCAAUUGAACGUUAUUGUGAGUUGCAGUUUAAAAGCACUCUCCGCGAGAAACAUGCCAAACAUAAGGCUACAGAGCUCAGAUGGAGAAAUAUUCGAAGUAGAUGUUGAAAUUGCUAAAGCAUCAGUCACAAUCAAAACUAUGCUUGAAGAUCUUGGCAUGGAUGAGGAUGAUGAUGAACCUGUCCCGCUUCCCAAUGUCAAUGCGGCAAUUCUUAAGAAGGUUAUUCAAUGGGCUACUCAUCACAAGGAUGACCCACCCCCACCAGAUGAUGAUGAAAACAAAGAAAAAAGAACAGAUGACAUUGAUCCUUGGGAUCAAGAGUUUCUCAAAGUGGACCAAGGAACACUUUUUGAGCUCAUUCUUGCUGCAAACUACCUUGAUAUCAAAGGUCUUCUAGAUGUCACAUGUAAAACUGUAGCAAACAUGAUCAAAGGCAAAACGCCAGAGGAGAUCAGAAAGACAUUCAACAUUAAGAACGACUUCACACCAGAAGAGGAAGAACAGGUUCGCAAAGAAAACGAGUGGUGUGAAGAAAAGUAAAGUUGACUAUUAAUAUACACAGUAUUUACUUGAAAACACUUCAAAGCCUUAAAACUUCAAGAACUUUGCAAUGAUAGCACUUUUUUUAUGACCCUAUGGAUUUUGUAAUUUGUGAACGUGGUACACUUUGUGUAGCCAAUUCUAUUCUUUAAUUUAAUUCAGUUGAAGUUAAGCAGUGAUCAACCUGCCUUUAGUUUAAUCUUUUUUUUGAGAGUAGAAGCCAGCAAGUGUAUAUUUGUAGCAGAACUAGUUUGUGAAAGGGAGGUCAUAAAUUACUGCAUUUUAUUUGACUUGUCAUUUAUAAUAAAGGAGUGUGAUUCUGUUUU